Anguilla anguilla (European eel) is the source of this 2055-nucleotide messenger RNA. Its product is annotated as riboflavin kinase-like. Lineage: Eukaryota; Metazoa; Chordata; Actinopteri; Anguilliformes; Anguillidae. Bases 279 to 743 code for a protein of 154 amino acids. Gene Ontology annotation, molecular function: riboflavin kinase activity. Gene Ontology annotation, cellular component: mitochondrion. The transcript is spliced from 4 exons. Gene Ontology annotation, biological process: FMN biosynthetic process; riboflavin biosynthetic process. The record is from RefSeq and is a predicted model, not a curated record.
GUUCCCAGAAUACCCGGACAUUGCCAAUCAGUGUAGGGACUUCUCGCUAACCCUGCAGCUAGCUAGCUAUUUUCUUAAACCCGUGAAUUUGAAGUAAAACGGAAGUAAUAUUCGACAGUUAAUAUACUAGAAAACUAUAUUUAAGUGCUGGUGCUAGAAAUCACCUGACAAACGACGAUACUAACGGAAACCCAGAAACAAUUCUGGUAGUCAGCUAGCUAAUUCAAGUUGGCGACGAGUUUUCGUUGUUACCACAUUGACUGUGUAGCCUUGGUAAUAUGAAGACUCUGCCCUUCUUCUCUCGGGGAAAGGUCGUUCGAGGCUUCGGUAGAGGGAGUAAGGAACUUGGGAUCCCGACAGCAAACUUCCCUGACUCGGUGGUGGAGCGCCUUCCUGCAGACAUCAGCACCGGGGUGUACUUCGGUUGGGCGAGCGUGGGGGCCGGGGAAGUGCACAAGAUGGUUAUGAGCAUUGGCUGGAACCCCUUCUACAAGAAUACCAAGAAAUCCAUGGAGGUGCACCUAAUUCAUAAAUUUAAGGAGGAUUUCUAUGGAAAAGUCCUGAAUGUCCUUAUAUUGGGCUACAUCCGCCCAGAAAGGAGCUUCAACUCACUAGAGUCCCUGGUCACAGCGAUCCACAGCGACAUUGAGGAGGCCAAGAGGAGGCUGGACUCUCACGAAUGCAGAAAACUGAGGGACGACUUUUUCAUACCGACGACAGACCACAUACUGAACGGCCACUGACCGAAGCGGCUACCGGCCCCGGAGUGGACCUUCAUGUCCGGGUGGUUCUGUGGUUGGUUCAACCAAACAUGACCCACUAACCACUGUACCAAGCACACCACUACCCACAGACCUAAGAAAUCAGCAACUACCCGCAGAACUAAAAACAAAUUCCGCUCGACCGAGAACACAACAAGAACCCAACGAGCAGAAGAGUAGAGUUUGUAUGACUGAGAGACUAAAUGACUGAGCUGAGCUUGUAUUCCGGCAGAGAGACUGUCACGGUCAGCCGAGCCUGCACUCGAACGUUUAGUCUUAGCAUUAGCUUGGCAGCUGUAGUGUUGAGUUUAUUACGUACAUCUGUCCCAGGGAACACAUUCCUCUACUGCAGUGGUAACCGACCCUGCUCCUGGAGAUCUACCGUCCGUAAGGUUUUCACUCUGACCCUAACAAAGCGCACCUCAUUCAACAGCUAGAGAUCUUUGCUGCUAACGAGAGCUGCUAAUUAACAGUCAGUUGUGCCACAUUAUGGUUGAAAUGAAUACCUGCGGGUCGGUAGAUCUCCAGGAACAGGGUUGGUUACCACUGCUCCUGCUGUUUACAGUCCCUCCUUUGUGACUUGUUCAUCACGCGUAGAUAACCGCAGUGGGGGAAAAUGGGCUUACUAUUUAUAGCUAACGGACGCACUGUGAAGGUGUUGCGGAUUGUUGUUCCCCAGGUGUCGCGCACCGGUAGGGCUUCUCUUUCUUCUUCCGAGGUCUUCAUCGGCAGCGCUAACUCCCUUAUUUCCGCCUGCACCCGCGGCGCUCCUGACCGCCAUUUGAACGCGUUUGUCUGAAAUUUUGUCGGCCUGCAUUCCUCACUUCAUUAACCUAAUUAAUGUGUAUGGGGCAGAACUUAAUUUGUUGGAUUGUAUAUGGUACUUUGUAUUUAAACUGUAAUUUGUGGGAUUGUUCUACUGCAUUAGUAAAUUAUUGUCAUGCAACAAAUAUCAACUAUUACGUUUUGUGGCGAAUCAUUUGAAAACUAUAACAAAUAUUUCACAAUCAAGCUUUUCUUUGUUCAAUGUUUACCUCUCGUUUGAUUUUAAAAGCAAUAUAAGCACAAUGAAGUUGAAUAGUGUGUAAUCUAUUUGCUUUGUAACAAAGCAUAUCUGUUUGUGUCUAUGCUGAAGUGAUGGCCAUUGUGUGUCCAUUAUCCAAUCUGCAGCUAAGACCCUGUUAUGAUUCUAGAGAUGUAAUUUCAUAAAUAUUUUCUAAGAACUGCAUUAGCUGCUACGGGCAUGAAUGUUGAAAUAAUGUUACUUUGAAUAAAGAAAUGUUCAGGUAGCGUA